AAGUUUUAUUAGUCAUAUGUACAGGAUAAACAUGGUAUACCCUGUCCAAUGAAAUGCUUACUUACGGGUUCCUUCAACAAUAAAAAAAAUACGAACAUAAAGUAAAUGGUUAAAUAGAAUAAGCAUUUUAGCAUAAUACAGGAAGGCACAAUUUAUAGUCCAAUAUUUAAGUUUUUUUUAAAUUGUGCGGUAUUUAGCAAUAACAUAUCUGGUAGCAGCAGUUGUGUGUAGCGUGAAUGUAUGUGCCAAAGUGCAGGUGGUCAACCAGUUCAAGUGUUCGGCAGUCUGAACCAGUUGAUAUCGGACUUCAUGCUCUGAUACCAUAUGCCCAACAGUAAGGGAGUGAACAGCUCAUGGCUGGGGUGUGUGGGGUCCUUGAUGAUGCUGCGGGCUUUCGUUUGAGUUACGUUAGAUGCCCUGGAUGGCUAACAUUUCAUCAUUUUGUUUCACCCAUGCUCUGGGAAUAAGGGUUGAUGCGUUUACCUGAUGGCUGGAUUAAUACAUGUGUAUCACCCGUCGUGGUUAACUUGACCACUGUUUCUUCAUUAUGAUGAAAAGCAUAUUAGCUACUUUUAUAUUAAUAUUUUUUUUAGGUGCUUGGGAAAGUUAAGUGAUUCCGUGCUUUUGUCCUUUCAACGUAUGAUUGCAACAGCGCCAUAGCUCGCGCAUUGUGGUCAGUCGCAGGACUUCUUUCUCAUACCAGAAAAAACACGUACUGAGCUUGCGUACAAACUAGCGCGAGACAUCGGACUGUGGCUAGCUAACUACGAAGUUUUCGGACUAAUCGCAGAAAUCACAACCUUUCUUUCCAUCAAAGAAGAGCUAGUAGUAUCCCUACUAGGAGGACUGAAGGCAGAGACCAGAGAGAAAGAAGCAGACCAGAGAUAAGAGGUAUUGUGGAAGAUGUCUGCCUCGCACUUCUUCAAUGAGGACAGUGUCACGCGGUUCAAAAAGAGAAAAGCUCGCUUUACCUUCAGUGAGGUCCACAUCCUCCUGGAUGAAGUGAAGAAGAAUCGGCACAUCGUUGUCGGGAAGUUUAACCGCGGUGUACCAACGGAUGUGAAGAAGCGCGUGUGGGCGGAGAUCACGGCCAGUGUGAAUGAGAUCGGGGAGAGCCAGCGUGAGGUCAUCGAGAUCAUCAAGAAGUGGUCCGACCUUAAGUGCGACACCAAGCGUAAGGUGGCCGCCAUGCGGUCGGGGGCCAAUUUCAAGGGGAUCAACUCGCGGCUGUCCCGCGACCUCAGCCCCACAGAGAACAUUGUGCAUCAGAUCUUGGAGCUGGAUGGGAAGCGAAGCCGGGUGCCAGGUCUCCAUUAUGGGGCUUUCAAGGAGGGAGAUGAUGAUGAAGGACCAGAGGAGGAGGACGAGGAAGAGGACAUGGCGGGGAUACACAGUUACCCCAAUGAAGGAAUAGACGUCUCGAUGCCACCACCCUCCACGCUUUCCUCGGCCAUGCCCAUGUCCUUUUCCAUGGGGAUGCCGGGCCCUGGCCACACACCCAUACCCCCGGUUCAACCCAAAGAUGACCAUUCUAUGCCAACCUACAGUGGCUCGUCCAGAGAUUCGUCACAUCCCUCUUAUGAAAUGCAGUACGAGAUACCCACUGGUGAAGACACUGAGAACCAGUUUGGGCAGACAGACGAUGAGCGUCAGGACGAGCUGCCCCCUUCCACCUCACAGACGUCCAGCCUCACGGAGGACAACCAGGGGAGCGGCGGCGGCCCACACCCCUCCACAGGCACCCAGCCCUCGCCCUCAUCGUUCUCCGCCGCACCACCUACAGCAGGCCAGCCACCUCGGAACGCCAGGGAUAGCAUGUUGCAGAGCGCCUCGCUGAGCAUUCAGGAGCAGCACGCCACCAACACCGCGCUAGAGACGGUCUCGCGCUCCCUGGAACUGCUGUCCGAGUCAGUGCAGCAGCUGGCCGAGACACAGCAGGAGUUUGUGCGUGAGUCGCUGCAGCUGCAGCGGGAGACGAUGCACAUACUCCGAGACUUCACCAGUGGGGCCCUGGCCCUCAUGCAUGACAAGCUCAAUGGACGCCCGGCCCUAUAGCCCAGACGUUGCUGCACUAUCUGCCCCUCCUGUGGAGCUGGACGGGUGUGUUCCUUUACACUGGGUACAAGGUUGUUCCAUUUCUUUCAUUGAGUCAUUUACUCCAGACAUUUUUAGUGGGUUGUGUUCCGAGUUACUGUAUUUUAUAGGAGUAACAAUACUGUCUGCGUAAAUGUUUAAAUUAUGAACUGUGUGUUAUCCCUCCAAGGGAAAUACAGAAACUCAAAGCAGAAUUAGGGGUUUCUUGCACAAAUUAAGAGCCUAUUUGUUUCUUCCCCCAUUUCUCAGAUCAUUAAAAUGGAGUCUAGUUUAAGGCUCAGAAAGAUUCUAAAACUUGCCUAAUUUUAGAGUGGGGUAAUAAUGUGAAAUGUUUUCUAAAGUGUCCUGUUAGAACCUGUUUUCAACAUGAUACAUCUGAUAAACAUGUUAGAGCGAUAAGGCCCCGUCAUUUGUAAAGGUGUGCAUACUUCUUGAGAUUAUGGACUGAUUUCUGUAUGUCUUUUUUAUGUGAGACAGUUUUAAACAAAUUCUCAUUUUGUCUACUAUGUUGAUGUAGUCUCCUUAUGUACUAUUGUACGGAGAUAUUGUAGAACAUGUAAAUAAAUAUGAUUGAUAACUGCUGUAAACUGA
This is a messenger RNA of Salvelinus sp. IW2-2015, 2685 nucleotides long. Its product is annotated as Myb_DNA-bind_5 domain-containing protein. The record is from RefSeq and is a predicted model, not a curated record. Lineage: Eukaryota; Metazoa; Chordata; Actinopteri; Salmoniformes; Salmonidae. Gene Ontology annotation, cellular component: nucleus.